AUUUAGGAGAAGGUCAGAAUUGAGGCAAGGAGCGCACAGUCCGAGUCGAGUUGUUUUGCGGUGCAGUUGUCCCGAAAAAGAAUCUUGUGUCGGUCGGUGUUUUUUUUGUUAGUUUUGUGUAGUUUAUACAAAUGGUUGUGUUAGACGGAAGCAGUAUGCUUUCUUCCGCCCCUGGCAAUCAGUAUCUUCAACCGGAUUAUCUGUCUCCUUUGCCAACAACGUUGGAUGCAAAGAAAAGUCCCUUGGCACUUCUAGCCCAAACAUGCAGUCAAAUCGGUGCGGAUUCUCCGUCAUCGAAGCCUCUUCUUUCCGCAUUAGAGAAGCCUAAAAAGAGUUCCUCAAAUGAUGGAGCUAAUCGUUCUCCAUCCGCGAACUCAAAAGAUAAAAAUGAGAAAACGGCUUCGAGAAGUAGCCCUUCUGAUACAAAAUUAGCCUUUAAACCGUACGAAAAUACGGUUUUGUCAAAGAAAUGCGACGAGAAGAGGCCAUCGUCCAAACCUAAUGUUCAAACAAACAUUGUGGACGAAGAGAAGAAGUCUCGAAGUUCCACUCCGAACAGAAAAUCUACUUCUCCUUCAAACUCAUCUCCAGAACAAUCGUCUACACCUGUUUCUGAAGUAGAAAGAUCCAGCAGCAAUGGGCCGAAGUCUUCAUCUCCGCCACAGCGGGGUGCGAGUCCCAUAAUCAGGUCUGGAUUAGAAAUAUUGCAAGGACAUCCAAAAGACCUACCAUUGGGUACGUUCAAACCAGGCAGUUUAGGAUCAGGACUGGGCGGACCUCUAAGUGCUCUGUGUUGCCCUCCCGGCCUAGAACAUACCAAUCCAGCGUUCAGACCUCCGUUUCCUGGUGCUCAAUUCUCACAUCAUGCGGCAAUGUUAGCCGCCGGAUACGCUAGUGCCACACAAGUUCCGUAUUUGAGUUAUGCGCGUGUUAAGACUCCGUCGGGCGGCGAGGCCUUAGUGCCAGUGUGCAAAGAUCCGUAUUGUACUGGGUGUCAGUUCAGUUUACACAAUCAGCAGUUGCUGAUGAACGGUGCAACGGGACCAUGUCCCAGCGGGUGCACUCAGUGCGAUCAUCAGAAGUACAACUUAGCAAUGGCAGCGAUGUCAUUAGUGCCUCCUGGUCCGGUUCCACCCACUUCGUUGGCCUAUCCCCAGUUGGGAAGACCAUACGUUUGUAACUGGAUUGCGGGUGAUACGUAUUGCGGAAAACGGUUUGGAACAUCCGACGAACUUCUUCAGCAUUUGAGAACACACACUAGUGGAUCUGAUCCAACAUCUGUCGCUUCCUCAACCGCUUCUGCCCUUUUGAAUCAACAUUCUUUGUUUUCUUCAGCCGCUCUUCAUAGAGCUGGCUAUCCGAAUCCACCUCUCAGUCCUUUAUCUGCCGCUAGGUAUCAUCCUUACGCAAAACCGAGUUUACCAACUACCUUAGCCGCAUCGCCUUACAGCGCUUUCAAUCCUACAACGUUAGGUCCAUAUUACUCUCCAUAUUCUGUAUAUGGUCAGAGAAUAGGGGCGGCUGUUCAUCCAUAAUAGUAGCUGCUGUGUUCGUUCACCUGAAAAUGGUCGAAAUUUUCGUAUGACAUUGUUCGUCCAUUUGUUCUGCUGUGAUAAACUUGUAAAUAUUAUAUAGGUGCAAUCCAAAUCUUGUAAGUUGAUUGACAACUCGGUCUCUGUAAGUUAUUUUGUUAUUUACCUAUUACCUACAUAUUUGUCUUACAGAUGGUCGUAUUCUUUUAAUUGUAUUGUAACUAUAAGAUUUGUUGAUUUUUUCAGUAUGCUUUAAAUAAAAAUAUAGUCCACAGUU
This is a messenger RNA of Agrilus planipennis (emerald ash borer), 1809 nucleotides long. Its product is annotated as zinc finger protein Noc. Gene Ontology annotation, cellular component: nucleus. Gene Ontology annotation, biological process: negative regulation of DNA-templated transcription. NCBI's taxonomy places the organism in Eukaryota, Metazoa, Arthropoda, Insecta, Coleoptera, Buprestidae. Bases 132 to 1535 code for a protein of 467 amino acids. The record is from RefSeq and is a predicted model, not a curated record. The transcript has 2 exons.